Messenger RNA from Liolophura sinensis, 4337 nucleotides. RefSeq lists its product as uncharacterized. Lineage: Eukaryota; Metazoa; Mollusca; Polyplacophora; Chitonida; Chitonidae. The record is from RefSeq and is a predicted model, not a curated record. Bases 248 to 979 code for a protein of 243 amino acids. The transcript is spliced from 4 exons.
AGAAUUUAUCCACCAGUCGUCCUGGGCAGAGCAGGGUCAGGCGCUAAGUGUUGAUAACAUGUAUUCGUCCUCGACUGAGCGCUAGGCCAGCCAAGGCCGUUUAUCGAACAUGCCUAUCAGCUGACUACUCUGCGGCGGCUCCAUUCACACUCGCCUGCUCUGAGCUACUGACGCUCGCUGCUUGUUCCCUGGCUGUCGGCGAGUGGCUCCCAGCUUUAUUACACAAAACAGACGGGCAGAAGACAAGAUGAGUGUGCCGAAAUUUGUACCAAGGACAACCCAGCUCUUGUCGCACACCCUGGCGGUGAUUUUCGCCCUUAGUACAUUCAUUCCUCUGGGACAGCUGUACUACAAGUAUGACUACCAUUGCAUUCUCAACGCUAGACUGACAGUUUCGAUAUCCCCGAACGAGAGCUCUGUGGCAAGAAUCGGGGACAAGACGGGGUGGGGAGAUGGCAGUCUCUGUCAUUUCACCAUAUUCCUGCCUGUGUUUGUGGCUAUUCAUGCUUUUGUCUGGGGAUGGUUCACCAUUCACUUGAUUAGAACACUGAAAGAGACUGGGAGGGAGCUGGCCCUGUAUCUGCUUAUCUUCGUCGCCCACGCCCUUGUCUGUAUAUGUGCCUUUGUGUCCAGUGCCCUGCUGUCAUCCAGCGCCAGUAAACUUUGCGCCAACAUGAGCAUAGUUCCCUCCAACAAAUAUGCCUGUCUAGAUCUCGCGACAAAAGACUGGUCUCUGGAGACUACGUCAAAGCGCACUUUAUCCCCUUUUGCCAGGAUUACUGUUGCGCAGGUCAGCUCUUGGGUGAUGACGAUCAUGGCGGCUGUGCCCUGUGGGGUGUCUAUAUAUUACAUGCUGAAAGCACCCGCCAACUAUCAGGCCAUGCCCCUGAAGGUCACCACAGGUGUGAACGGCCCGUUAACAGAUAACGAGGAGUCGAUGGCAGAUGAUGACUCCCUAGACCGCAGUUACCCAAUAUAAUUUACCCUGGACACUUCACUCUUCGGUUUGCAGAAAGAAGAACCGAUUUAAAUUCCAAGGAGAAGCUUCCGGUACACAACUGUAAAGACUGUGGGACGUGAAAUCAGAUCCAGGUGAUAUUAAAAAUGGCCAAUCUUCGUGCCCAGGUGAUGACUUCGAGCCAGGAAACAUCUGAGAAGAUUGAUAGCCGACGUGUUGGCCUCAUUAGCGUUCUAGAUACGCUACCUGCGGGAUGAGAUGGCGCUGGACUUGAAACAUUCUCACCUUUGCACUGAACCAAAACCUGUCAGAUAAGAGCAUCUGCAAACAACAGAAAAAAAGUCAGUGGUUGAGGGCAGGGGUUAGAAUGUUUCCCACAAGCCUCUGGCUACCCUAGCUUAGUAUCGACCCUGUUGCCUUCAUCCAGAGGGUGACUCCCACAAACAACAUGGCCAUCUUGGCAUCCGGGUAAAGAGUCACAUCUUGUACUGCCUACCUUCAACAUCAAAUCACACGGUCUUGCAUUUGAUUGGUGGGGCCCAGACAGCUUAUCCAGUCAAAUGGGUGCUCUGCCUAUUCCUAAAAUAGUUGAUUUGUGUCGUUUUACGAUUAAAAAUAAAACACCACACGUCUCGUUCUGGCACCGGAAGCUAGCCACAGCGCUUGGCCACCAAUGCCCCCCGUCCCGUCGACCAGUCUGAAAUGUCAUUGUGGAUUGUUCUCGCUGGGCCCUUUUGUGACGAUGUUGAUUCUUAGAAUUAGCACGCAGUGGAUGAAAUUAAUUAGGAAAGACACUUAUACUGAUGAGUUCGUGUAUUGUGCCAAGGCAGUAAUUUUCUGCAAAACGUCAUCAUGAUUACAUGUACCCAUUUCAUGUCAGCUUCCUGUUGUGAUGACUGCACCUCGGCUCCCAGGCACUGUGGUAGUGCAGUUAAUCUUCUGUAAAACGUCUUCAUCCAUCCCUGUUAUGUCAUUUCUACGCUGCAACAUACAACCAUUCCGCCAGUGCAGGUAAUUGUCUGUAAAACUCUCAUCUUGCGUACAUUGAUCCCUCUCAAGCCAUGAGUCCGCUGCCAAGAUUCGGCUUCAGCAUGCAGAAGUGACUCCUUCAGAACGGGAUUUCUUGUGGGAUUGAAAGUAGCUGAGUACCCUUGUACACGACGGCUGACAACAUACAUUUCUCCCAUGAACUCAUCAGAGUAUUGUGAUAUUAUAACAAACUUGUACCAGGAAAAUUGUUUACCAUAUGUUUAACCACAUUGCAUGCUUUGACAUUUCCGGAGUACCAGACAGAGAAUACUUAAUUGGCAUUUAAUCUAAAGAGUGGACCAGAAACACACUAUAGCUGCAGUUGGCAAACGUAGUGAGAUAUUAUGUGAUUGGGUAAUUUGUGAUUAUCUGAAAUCUAGUAAGAGAUAUUAGAAAUUAUUUAUUUAUUUAUUUAUUUGAUUGGUGUUUUACGCCGUACUCAAGAAUAUUUCACUUAUACGACGGCGGCCAGCAUUAUGGUGGGUGGAAACCGGGCAGAGCCCGGGGGAAACUACGACCAUCCGCAGGUUGCUGGCAGACCUUCCCACUUACGGCCGGAGAGGAAGCCAGCAUGAGCUGGACUUGAACUCACAGCGACCGCAUUGGUGAGAGGCUUCUGGGUCAAUACGCUGCGCUAGCGCGCUAACCGACUGAGCCACGGAGGCCCCUAUUAGAAAUUAAAAUAACAGAAUAGGGAAAAGGUUCUGACUACAACCACAACUUUGACGUGAACCAUGACGUGCUCAAGAGUUCCAAGAAGCUGUUCUCGCAAGUUCACGUGCGGAAGCCUGUUAACCAAUUAACCAAUCAGAAGUCAUCGUUUUGAACAGCCGAAUGUCGUUGGUAUACUUGACAUAUGUGACGAUUCCGCUGCCAUGCUGACUAUCUAUUGGACGCCUGAUGUGACGCUAUAGACAAACGAGAUUCUGCGAGACUACUAACAACUGGGGUCUUUGUAACAAUUGUAAAUGUUCCAGCGGCGUACAUACGUUGUAUACGUUAAUUAAGUAUGUGUCACAGUUGACUCCAAACAGUAUUAUGAAGUCAUACCAAAUUCGAUCUAUGUUGAAUGUCACCAUACAGAUCAGGAGAUUAUGUGUUUAAUUUAUUUACUGAUCAGAUUAUCAUUAUUAUUAUUAUCGUUGACUGAAUCCAUUCUUAAUUAAUAUACAUACAUAUGUUUGUCAGCCGGUUACAGUGUGUUUGAAACAGGUUAAAUUGUUAUCGUUUAAUUUAUAAGUAAAAAUACAUAUUUUACUUUGAUAUUAAUUAACGCGCGCCUAUGUAUUUCCCGUUGUCUUGACUUUGGGGUUUUGAUUAUAGCGUGUUCAUGAGCUUGCGCAGAAAGUAUUUAACUCCUGUGCGCAGAAAAUACCGAGAGAUUCAUGAAACACAUUUGCAUUUUCUACUUUUAUAUGAAAAAAGAUUAGACUAUUUUUGUAUUAAAAAAACUCCUGUUCACUGAAAUGCAUUCAUGAAUUUAAAUUAGGCAGGUGAAAUGGCUGGUUGCAAGGAAAGUUAAAACACAUUAUCACAUAUAGUAAUAUCCACGAUGUUGGUUUUGUACUUUAAGUCCUUGCAGACAUUAUGCUUCAAAAGCUUUCCAAUAUCGACGACGAUGUUUUGUAGUUCGAAGUGUUCGCAGGAAUUAUGCAUCAAAAGCUUUUCCAAUAGCGACGACGAAUGACAUUCCAUUAGUAAAAGGAAAUGUUCUGUUCAUUACAGCGCAAAAAUUGGGCUGUAAAUAAUAACUCUAUUACCUUAUUAAAUUUAUCUGUCGACUGUUUAGGAAUGGAGUAAUGUUUUCUUUUUUAUUUAUGGCUGUGUUUGAUCGUGUAAGUCAGUGACCUAUAGGUGUACAAGUUACCAGGUAUUUCAACAAGAUCCAAUCAACUAGCCAACAUGCCUUCGGAAGACGCUGUUAUAUAUAUCCGAUGUGGCGUUCAACACAAAUCAAACGCAUGGAUAUAUACUUAAUCAGUGGAAAUCGAAUGUUGCCAGCACUUGCAGAUGGGACAUCGGGUGUAGAGUGUAUUGCGAACUUUUUUGCUCUAUAUAUACAUAGGAGUUAAUGCUUCUGAAACAAAGCCUGUACUAGUUGUUGUUUUACUUGGAUGUACAUGUAGUUCUGGCUGGAUUCAGGGUUAACCAGUGCACUUCGUUCUGCUUUUCUGUUCAAUCGAUUACUCGUGUUGGAUCCUGGUUGUGAAGUUUGCUGAGGAAACUUAAAUGUUAAAUAAAAGAGCUGUUCUAAUGAUCACGGCAUAUACAGUGUAUGCCUUUGUCCUUUUUCUUUUUGUUCGUGUGUACAUCUGUUUGUAUUCCUUGUCAAGAAUGGACGUCAAAUAAA